Messenger RNA from Procambarus clarkii (red swamp crayfish), 2360 nucleotides. NCBI's taxonomy places the organism in Eukaryota, Metazoa, Arthropoda, Malacostraca, Decapoda, Cambaridae. The record is from RefSeq and is a predicted model, not a curated record.
UACAAGGCACCUGAACAAGUAUACAUGGCCCCUGAACAAGUAUACAAGGCCCCUGAACAAGUAUACAAGGCACCACAACAAGUAUACAAGGCCCCUGAACAAGUAUACAAGGCCCCUGAACAAGUAUACAAGGCCCCUGAACAAGUAUACAAGGCCCCUGAACAAGUAUACAAGGCCCUGAACAAGUAUACAAGGCCCCUGAACAAGUAUACAAGGCACCACAACAAGUAUACAAGGCACCACAACAAGUAUACAAGGCUCCUGAACAAGUAUACAAGGCCCCUGAACAAGUAUACAAGGCACCACAACAGGUAUACAAGGCCCCUGAACAAGUAUACAAGGCCCCUGAACAAGUAUACAUGUCCCCUGAACAAGUAUACAAGGCCCCUGAACAAGUAUACAAGGCACCACAACAAGUAUACAAGGCCCCUGAACAAGUAUACAAGGCCCCUGAACAAGUAUACAAGGCCCCUGAACAAGUAUACAAGGCCCCUGAACAAGUAUACAAGGCCCCUGAACAAGUUUACAAGGCACCUGAACAAGUAUACAUGGCCCCUGAACAAGUAUACAAGGCCCCUGAACAAGUAUACAAGGCCCCUGAACAAGUAUACAAGGCUCCUGAACAAGUAUACAAGGCACCACAACAAGUAUACAAAGCUCCUGAACAAGUAUACAAGGCUCCUGAACAAGUAUACAAGGCACCACAACAAGUAUACAAGGCUCCUGAACAAGUAUACAAGGCUCCUGAACAAGUAUACAAGGCCCCUGAACAAGUAUACAAGGCCCCUGAACAAGUAUACAAGGCCCCUCAACAAGUAUACAAGGCCCCAGAACCAACAUACAAGGCCCCAGAACCAACAUACAAGGCCCCAGAACCAACAUACAAGGCUCCAGAACCAACAUACAAGGCCCCAGAACCAACAUACAAGGCCCCAGAACCAACAUACAAGGCCCCAGAACCAACAUACAAGGCCCCAGAAUCAACAUACAAGGCCCCAGAACCAACAUACAAGGCCCCAGAACCAACAUACAAGGCCCCAGAAUCAACAUACAAGGCCCCAGAACCAACAUACAAGGCCCCAGAACCAACAUACAAGGCCCCAGAACCAACAUACAAGGCCCCAGAACCAACAUACAAGGCUCCAGAACCAACAUACAAGGCCCCAGAACCAACAUACAAGGUUCCAGAACCAACAUACAAGGCCCCAGAACCAACAUACAAGGCCCCAGAACCAACAUACAAGGUCCCAGAACCAACAUACAAGGCCCCAGAACCAACAUACAAGGCCCCAGAACCAACAUACAAGGCUCCAGAACCAACAUACAAGGCUCCAGAACCAACAUACAAGGCUCCAGAACCAACAUACAAGGCCCCAGAACCAACAUACAAGGUCCCAGAACCAACAUACAAGGCCCCAGAACCAACAUACAAGGUCCCAGAACCAACAUACAAGGCUCCAGAACCAACAUACAAGGCUCCAGAACCAACAUACAAGGCUCCAGAACCAACAUACAAGGCCCCAGAACCAACAUACAAGGCCCCAGAACCAACAUACAAGGCUCCAGAACCAACAUACAAGGCUCCAGAACCAACAUACAAGGCCCCAGAACCAACAUACAAGGUCCCAGAACCAACAUACAAGGCUCCAGAACCAACAUACAAGGCUCCAGAACCAACAUACAAGGCUCCAGAACCAACAUACAAGGCCCCAGAACCAACAUACAAGGCCCCAGAACCAACAUACAAGGCCCCAGAACCAACAUACAAGGCUCCAGAACCAACAUACAAGGCUCCAGAACCAACAUACAAGGCUCCAGAACCAACAUACAAGGCCCCAGAACCAACAUAUUCCGCUCCGUCAUACGAGAAGAAAAUGCCGUUCGGGUUCGCAUAUGGCGUCGAGGACCCGUACAGCGGCAACAUGUUCACCCACAACGCCAACUCCGACGGUAAUGUUGUGACCGGUGAGUACCGAGUCGUUCUGCCCGAUGGUCGUACUCAGGUCGUCUCCUACACGGCCGAUGACUACAAUGGCUACGUGGCCGAUGUCCAGUAUCAGGGAGAAGCCCAGUACCCGGAGCCCAAGCCCUACCAGCCUGCCCCAGCCUACGACAAGCCUGCCUCAGCCUACGGCGCUCCCCCCACAACUUAUGAAACUCCCGCUCGAAGCUUCGACAACCCUUCCCCUGCUUAUAGUGUCCCCAUCCAGCACAAUGGUGCAACUGGCCAGAGCUUCCAUGUUCCAGCACCGACUUACGAUGUCCCAGCUGUGACCUAUGACAUUCCUGAUCAGGUCUACGAUGUCCCAGCCAGGAUCCCGGGACCACCAUCUUCCUUGUACACAACGCCCACCAGCUAA